AUGCUGGAAUUUGGCUUGACUGCUAAUGAGCUGUGUUUCCCCAGAGACCUGGGUCUGCAGGGCAGUUCGCUCAAUGACGUUUUGUACAAGAACGCAGCUUUCCUCAACCUGGUGGACCCCAUUUCGCACGAGCUGCUGCUGGGACUGGCCCGCGACCUGCAGUGUCCGAAAAGGGAGAUGGACUCCUUGAAGUCGACCAACAAGAUCUGCCGCCAGCUAAUUUACCACCUGACGCCUCACUCCAAGUGGACGAGACCGAGUGUUCCCAGGAGGAAGUCUCAGGCCUGUCUGAAGACCACCCUGAAGAAGAAGCUGUCCGGUGACGUGGUCAACCUCUCCGGCGUCCCGCUCUCGGGCCGAGACGUCCACCGCCUGGCCUUCUACCUGCAGGGCGGCAGCGAGGCGGUGUCAGCGGUGGACCUGAGCUUCACCGGGCUGCAGGACGAGAGCCUGCGCCUGCUCCUGUCGCCCCUCGGCGGCCUCCCCGGACUGACCACGCUCGCCGUCAACGGUAACCGCCUCACCGUGGCCGUCCUGAAGGACCUGACGGAGGCCGUGAAAGACCCCAAGAAUUUCCCCAAGCUGGCGUGGAUCGACCUGGGCAACAACGUGGACAUCUUCACCGUGCCGCAGCCGCUGCUGGUGGCCCUGCGGCGCCGCUUCGGUUUACGCGGCAGCCUCCCCACCAUCUACGAGUAUAGCGGGGCAAAGACCUUCGACGGGUACGAGCCCGGCGUGUUCGAGGAGGAAGGAGACGAAGACGAUGACAGGCUUGAGGUCGGCGAAGCACGCGGCUUCAGGGAGGACACAAGGUGGAGAAGUGUUCAGGUGUCAUUCUGA
This is a messenger RNA of Nerophis ophidion (straightnose pipefish), 840 nucleotides long. RefSeq names its product leucine rich repeat containing 75Bb (gene lrrc75bb). Bases 1 to 840 code for a protein of 279 amino acids. The transcript has 4 exons. The record is from RefSeq and is a predicted model, not a curated record. NCBI's taxonomy places the organism in Eukaryota, Metazoa, Chordata, Actinopteri, Syngnathiformes, Syngnathidae.